Rhododendron vialii is the source of this 1351-nucleotide messenger RNA. RefSeq names its product expansin-B3-like. NCBI's taxonomy places the organism in Eukaryota, Viridiplantae, Streptophyta, Magnoliopsida, Ericales, Ericaceae. The transcript has 4 exons. Bases 227 to 1000 code for a protein of 257 amino acids. The record is from RefSeq and is a predicted model, not a curated record. Gene Ontology annotation, biological process: sexual reproduction. Gene Ontology annotation, cellular component: plasmodesma; extracellular region.
AUACAUAAGUUUGUAUGUACGUAACUGUCCCAGCCUAUAUAUCGGUACAAGCAACAGAGAAGGCCUCGGGCCUCAGUGGAAACCAACAAUAUAAUUAAAGGGGGAAAAAACUGUCGUCUCUCUCUCUCUCUCUCUCUCUCUCUCAGUUCCUCGAUUUCUCCACCGGCCGGGAAACAGACGGAGCUGAGACAAGUGCAGUGGAGUUGACCCUCGUCUAACCUAGUCAAUGGAAAGCCGUGCCGAGUUUGUUCAGCUUCUUAGUUUGGUGGUGCUGGUUCAGUUUCUGGUAGCCUCCGCCGGGCCUGUAUCUGACCCACAUUGGUAUCCCGCCGCCGCUACGUGGUACGGCAGCCCCGAGGGCGACGGCAGCGACGGAGGGGCAUGCGGGUACGGGUCACUAGUGGACGUGAAGCCGUUACGGGCCAGAGUUGGAGCAGUGAGUCCAGUUCUGUUCAAAGGAGGGGAAGGCUGUGGGGCCUGCUACAAGAUCAAGUGCCUUGACAAGUCCAUUUGCUCCAGGAGGGCCGUCACCGUUAUCAUAACCGACGAGUGCCCCGGCUGCUCCCUUGGCCGUACCCAAUUUGACCUCGGUGGUGCUGCCUUCGGCCGCAUGGCCAUCGCCGGUGACGGUAACCAGCUCCGCAACCGAGGCCAGAUCUCCGUCAUGUACCGCCGGACUCCAUGUAAAUAUCCGGGGAAAAAUAUCGCCUUCCACGUGAAUGAAGGAUCAACGGACUUCUGGCUCUCUCUGCUGGUGGAAUUCGAGGGCGGAGAUGGUGAUGUUGGAUCAAUGCACAUAAAAGAGGCAAGCUCAACAGAGUGGGUAGAAAUGCAGCACAUAUGGGGUGCGACUUGGUGCAUAACUGCUGGACCCUUGAGAGGACCAUUUUCAGUGAAACUCACCACUCUUUCCACUGCUCAAACCCUCUCAGCCAGAGAUGUGAUUCCGAGCAAUUGGUCUCCCAAAGCCACCUACACCUCUCGCCUCAACUUCUCUUGAUCGAAUUGUUUGGUGGCCUGGGUUUCAACUCACCCAUGAGCCCAUGACAUGAAAAGUAGUCGUUGUGGGUUAUUUAUUUCUAUUUUUUUGAAAGAAAGUAGCCGUUCGAUCGGUCUUUCUUGAAGCGUGAUUGAAGUAUUGUUGUGAGCAGUGUUUUUAGCGUAGGUCAAUUUGUAGUGUUCGUGUUGCCCUCUCCAAAGGGGAGAGAGAGCUGUCUUCUUUUAAUCACUAGGUUUGUUGUAUGAUCUUGUGGGUUAAGUUUGCAGUCCCAUGUGGUUUUUUAAUGAGCCUGGACCAAUGUAUGCAAUUAUUAUUGACAUUUGAUAGGGUGAGAUCGAUAUUUUUAGCUUA